This is a messenger RNA of Clupea harengus (Atlantic herring), 8465 nucleotides long. RefSeq names its product smoothelin-like 1 (gene smtnl1). Lineage: Eukaryota; Metazoa; Chordata; Actinopteri; Clupeiformes; Clupeidae. The record is from RefSeq and is a predicted model, not a curated record. Gene Ontology annotation, molecular function: protein binding.
ACACACACACACACACACACGUGCAUACACACACACAUCACACCACAUCGGCUGGGAUAAGUGGCUGGACACUUGCAGUGGAGAGUUCACUAAAGCCCUUUACGGACAGAAAAGGGAGAGAGAGGGAGGAGACGAGGGAGGAUAGAGUGAGGGGGUGAAAGAGAGGUGCUAAGACAAGCGCCCUACAUUGACACGGUUCUGAGAAAGAGAUCAGUGUGUGUAUAAAGCAGGAUUGUUAAAGGACUGACACUCUCCCUCACACACACGCACGUACCUGCACACAGGCACAGAGAGAGACAGGCUCAGGACCUAAAUGGAUUUACAAAGAGCGAUCAGGAGAAAUGGACAAUUCUAAGAGUGACACACCGGACAACCUGACAGAGGUGAACAACAACAUGGACACUAAAGAGACAGAGGACUCUGUGAAGGACAGCAUCACAGAGAACCUAACUGAGGAGAACGGGAACACAGGGCAGGCGGAAACAACCAAUGAGAGGAGUGAGGAGGAGGAGUCUCAGGACACUAAAGAGACAGAGGACUCUGUGAAGGACAGCAUCACAGAGAACCUAACUGAGGAGAACGGGAACACAGGGCAGGCGGAAACAACCAAUGAGAAGAGUGAGGAGGAGGUGUCUCAGGUAGCAGUGGCCAAUGAGAAGAAGAGGAGGAGGAGUCUCAGGUAGCAGUGGCCAAUGAUGAAGAGGCAGCCAAGACUGAGGGAGGGGCCUCUGAAAAUGACAGCAAAGAAAAGUGCACAGAGAUGGAGGAGGUGAAGGAAAAGAUUGAGGAAAAGAAGGAUGGGGAGGAGGAGAAAGAGAACGAAGAACAGAAAACAGAUGAUAAAAACAGUAAGUCAGAUGAAAAGGAGGUGGAGAAUGGAGCGAAUGUGAGGAAAGAGGAAAGCAAGGGGAGUAAAACAGACAAGAAGAAAGCCACGGGAGAAAAAGACUCCAAAUCCAAAAAAGAGACGAAGCCUGCGGAGAAGCAGAAAGGGAAAGAAGACAAGAAACCGUUGGGUAAGUCAAAGAAUGAACCAAAACCGGUGAAAGAGAGGGAGGGGGUGGGGAAAGAGAAAGGAAAAGCCAAUGAAACAGAGAAGAAGAGGCCCACGCCCACCGCCCCUGUGUCAACGCCCCGCCCCAGAGCGUCAGCGCGCCCGUCUGCACGAAGAGAUGCCAUGGCCAAGUUCGAACAGGGCCAACCUCCUGCUCAGCGAAACUUCAAGGUGCAGCGGGUGGCAGUAGGCGUGUCCAAUGGAGGGUCAAUCAAACAGAAAAUCCUCCAAUGGUGUCGCAGCAAAGCCCAACACUAUGAGGGUGUGAAGAUUGAGAACUUCUCCUCAUCUUGGUGUGAUGGUCUGGCGUUCUGCGCUCUCAUCCAUCGGUUCUUCCCUGACGCGUUCGACUUCUCCUCCCACGCCAAUGAGAGAGAGAAGAACUUCACACUGGCGUUCAGCAAAGCAGAGUCGCUUGCAGACUGCUGCCCCCUGCUGGAUGUGUCUGAUAUGAUGCUGAUGGGGAACCACCCAGACGCCAUGUGUGUGUUUACCUACGUCCAGUCACUAUGCCACCAUCUCUCCAAGAUAGAGAAAAAGAGAAAAGAGGAGGAGGAGGAGGAGGAGAAGAAACAAAAGGAGGGAGCUGAGGAGAAGUCAUGUGAUGUGAAGAAUGAGGGAGAAGCCGAGGAAAAGAGAGAGGAAGGUGCGGAGGAGGAGGAGAAAGAGGUUGUACAAGAGAAUGUUGAUGGACUGAACAAUAACCAUGGAAACGUGGAGAUAGAGAAUAAGGCUUAAGUUGCUCAGGGAUAAAUACAAUGAUGAUUAAAGAGAGAGAGAGAGAAAGGUUGGAAAGAAAGAGAGGGGGAGUGGGAGAGGAAAGUAAGAUAAAAAGUGAAUGGAAACAUUAAGUCUUACUAUUAGUCCCUCACUGUGCAUUCACUGUGCUGUCUGAAUUAACAGUUUACUCUUAACUAAUCACUUAAAGUAGCUGUUGUUUGUAUGUUUGUAAAAUUACCUUUUUACUAUCAUGUCAUCUAUUUAUAUAUCAGUGUGAUGUGAAAAUUAAAGCAAAAUGUUUAACAAAUGAAGCAUUGAUUUAUGUAUUUUUUUAGGACAAAAUUUAUAUUCACAAGAGCAAUUGAUAUAUUACACAUCUCAGCCUAACAAGACAAACUCCACUGUAUUGAAGGACAGGCCUGUGGCAUUGUGGCCCACACACACACACACACACACUUUACAUAACUGAUAUAAGAUGAUGGAUGAAUUGCAUUAAAAGGAAAGGAAUAUCUCACCACUAACUAACUUAAUUUUCCAAAGACGUGUGGUGCUCUCAGUCUGAAAAAUGAGCUGAAAUUGCAUUCACACCAAUGUGCGGGACAAUGGAGAGGAGUUUAUUUCAGUGAGACCCUCCGCUCAACCCACCCACUUCACACGUCUGGAAAGAAGCAUGAGGAAGGAUGGAAUGAGCUGCAGUGGUUACAUAAAUUUAUGAGAGGGCACCUUUGCGACCUCAGUCAGCCAAGGGCCUCUAUAAUUUAUGAGGUGCAAUUUGUCACCACCUAGUUGUCAGGGACAGAAUGCAUUUUGUAUUACGUAACGAAACCUAGUAACUCUGUAAUGCAUACUGUUCACAAAAAUGCAAAUGUCCUCUGCGUGCACUUAUGCUUUCAUGCCGGAGAGUCGUUACAGAGUCUAUUGUUUUGCUAGAUUAUUAUAGAUUCAAAAAUAUAGGGAAUGGAGGGACCUUAGACCAACCCUGUUUCAGACUCAGAAGGUCACCAUGCAUUUUGUGUCACGAAAUUGCACAGUGAUAAUUCUGUGCACAAAAGCAAAAGUUGUGUUGUGAUGUGCUGGACCAGGAAGCCAACUUUGUCCACUGAAAAUGUGUUGAAUUGAUGGAGGGAUGGACACUUUCAGCUCCUUGUAAUGACACAAUAAACACAAAAAUGCACCAAAUAGCCUACAUUCUGUCUAUGAACAUUAGAGGGUUUAUUUGGGACUACAGUUGCGUAGAACGCUGCUCUGGGUCAGACAACCAAAAUAAUCACAAGAUUACACCACCAGACACGCAGAUGUGUGUGUGAUCGGCUCGAAGGUGAAGAGAGGGGGGGAAAGCAUCCCAACUUCAGAGAGCUCUCUCCACUUUGUUCUUCCUGCCAAAAGGUCUGGAGGAUAUGGGUAGUUCACACCUUGUGUCCACAAAACCCGGAUUAGCAACAUGUGGUGCCCCAGGGGGACACACCUCAAGUGCCCUCUUCGCACAACCACUAGGCAUAGCCUACAACAACUAUAAAGUGAGCCCAUGUAUGAAAAGUAAGCUACUACGGCAUGAGCUAAUUGUGGGAAAUAUGAACUAGGCUGUAGGCUUAAACUUAAACUUUUAGAAAACGGGCAAAAUAAAUAUCAUAGAGACAAUCUGGUUUUCAGUUACUAGUUUUAGUGUGGUAAUGCUAAAAGUUUACCAACUGUAGCCUACAGGUCUCCUACUAAGAUUUAUAUAGUAGCGGAGAAGCCCUUCUACACUGCCCAUGCAAAUCUAACCUUAGAUUCGUGGGUGGCCCUUUUAUGUCUUGAAAUGUCGAUCUGUUAUGAGGGGCUUUUGACUGGGGGGAGGGUGAGGGAAUGACCAGGGAAUUAGAUAGGUCAGUCAAUGCAGUAACAGUCACAAUGGGUGGGGUCUCGGGUGUGAAUGAGGCGUUUGUUUAGUUCAAAGCUGAGAAGAGUAAAUUCAGAGUGAUAAGCCGAUGUGUUGAACUUUAAGCCGGUGUAUUUAUGUAACUUAUUUAUUUGUUGUCAAGUCAAAGAAGUUAUUCAGAGGUGUAUUGUUUUCAUGAGAAAAACACCUCCUACUGCCCGUUCCUAGUAAUUCAAUAUUAAACCUCGAAACAUCUAACUCUGGCCAUCCUUCGGAAAAGUUGAACGACGCUACACUGGUGUCGAGCGGGAUAGAGGAAAAACUCCGCCUAGAUGGCAUAUCGAGGGGAACAGUAUGCCGCAAACCAAUCGAUUUAGUGAAGAAUGGAACUCAACCGUCCAGCUCCACCCACGGGCACAAUCUGCUGGAUUUCCAGAAGAUUCCUGACCUAACAGUGUUCUGGAACACGUGACUCCAAGGAAGCAGACGGCUCCGGGCAUUUGUGGAUUACAUGGGGACAUACACACAAGCUUGGCCAAAACAUGCAGCCCCCACAGAGCCAGCAUCCAAACGUUCUCAUUUCACUGGUUGGCAUAACGAACCAGGACAUAGCAAGCAAAGCACAUUCCCUGACAAACGGCCCGAAGCUGUGCUGCUCCAAAUGCCGCUUUUCCACCAAGGACCACGACCUCUUUGAGCGACACUUGGCUCAGCACGCAGGGGUGACUUUCACCUGCAACGUGUGCGGCCACAUCUCGUACACUAAAGUAGAAUACCAGCGGCACGCCGUGCAGCACUCCGGAAAGUACCCCUUCAGGUGUGAGUUUUGUAGCUAUGGCGCAGUGAGAAGAGACUAUGUUGUAAAGCACGUCCAUCGAGUACAUGCCAAGAUGAAGAGGAGCAUGGGCCCCUUUCAGGACGGGCAGCAGAGUGUCCUCAUAAUGGGAGAUGUAUCUGUAGCAUCUGUCCCUAAAGUAGGACUGCCAACUCUCAUAGAUGUCUCUGAGCAGACGCCUCAGGCAUCUAGUCAGCCUUUUAAUAGUGUGCCAAAUUGGAUUCCUUAUACUGUGAGUCAGCCACAAGGAAACAGCACAAGCCAGUUGGGCAGUGUGUUGAGUAAGCAAGUUGGUAUUACACAGAACAGAUUGCCCAACUCACAGGGUCAGUAUGUUAGUGCUGCUUCCAGUAGAGAUUCUCUGUCCACAAAUGCCAAUGCUGCUGGGCUGCCAAGCCAGUUACUCAGUAUUACACCAAUUAGGAUUCCUAAUGCAGCAAAUCACUCUAGUGUCAGUGUAAACAACCAAAAUCUUCCAGCUCGAAGUCAACCAACAUAUGGUCCAGGCAAAGUUGUCACAAGCAUGAACCAGUCCACAAGUGUUGCUCCAAAUGGAAAUAGUGUUAUUCCCAGUCAGGCCAUACACUUGGCUACACCAGUUCGCCGAACACCUCCAAUAAUCCUACGGAAAACUCAUCAGAGAUCAACAGGCCUGGCUCCCAAUGUGACAAACAAAAAUCUUCCAGCAGGAAGUCCACCAAUAUCCGGUGCAGACAGAGUCCUCACAAACUUUGCUCAAAGUGUUGCUCAAAAUGCGAUUAGUGUUAUCCCCAGUCAUGCUAUACACUUGGCUACGUCUAAUACCUCAAACGCAUUGAAUUGCUCAGUUUACCGAACACCACCAAACACCCUACAGAAUACCCAACAGGGUUCAACAGGAAUGGCUUCAAAACCAAUAUAUGUGUCCAGUACCAGUUUUGUAAAUCAGGCUUCUUUUGGGUCAUCAAACAGAAUUUCUGGUACUGGCAGUCAGGCCAUUUUGGGUACUUCAAACCUAACACCCAGUUCAGCCAAUCGGACUGUCAGACCAACUCAAUGCCCAGUUUCUAAUAGGGAAAUAAAUCAAGGGAAAAUGAUCAAUCUGGCUUCAAACAGGCCCCUGGCUUCUGUAAUUGGUUCACUUGGUAGUCUAACAAACAGAAUUGCCAGCACAAUGGGUCAGUCACUAAGUCCCCAAAAAAGAAAUAUGGAAGUUCAGAUGGGGAGUAAAACUACAGUGACUUCCCCGCAAUCCAGAGUUUCCUUAGACCUUCAGGGAAGAGGUCUCUCUGAUGUAAAUAGUAGGCCGGGGUCGUUAUCCCCAGUGCAAGUUGAGCUGUUGGAACCACUGAACCAACCCAUUCACCACAACCGAACUCUGACCGUUUCCUACCCAGAGGAGAUCAGCAUCCCCCCUGGUAGCCUGGUGGAGCUGGUCAAAGUGAAGGCUGUUAACGGUGCCCAGGAGUUGCAGUUGAGGAUCGUGCCCCAGCAGUCUGUGGGGUGUUCAGAUAAGAACGCUUCAAAAGCCCCUGCUGCCGGCACAGCCUUCAAAGUGGGCCCGCCCACUGUGGGCCCAGUUGGGUCUGCGGACAAAAGACUGAGUAAUAUGGAGACUUGUUCAAAGACAGACUCAUGUCAGGCUCCUUGUACUUUAACUAGUUUACUUAAAAAAUCAUACGUUGCCGCCACCAGUUUGAACACACACAAUGAAAUGGGGGUUACGGUAAAAGAAGAACCAUUCGAACACGACGACCAUUUUUUUAAACCUUCUCCACAACAGUUAAAUAAAGGAUACCUGUCAGCAACUAACCCAAUAAGCAAAGCUUCAUGUCUCCCAACUGCUGAACUCACACGGAGAAGGAAGGAACAGUCUUGCUCUUCACAUUCUUUGCCUGCUCUUCUUCAUCAGAACAGGCUGCCUGUCACUAGCAAUAAACAACAAAAAACUGGUGGUUAUGUCAAAGAAUCCAAGACUUCUGAAACGCAGUUGGUGAAGGAUGGUGACUGUAAUGGUGCCUUGGAAACUGAGGGCUUGCCUGUAAUCUUAUCUGUUUAUUCACUGGGAUACAGUCCAGAGAGUGACCAGCUUCCGUCGCUAGUUGAGAGAAGGCCGUCACAUGGUACCAGUGCAAACAACCAACAUCCGUGCGUGUCUGCUGAGGAUUGUGUCGAUAACCUCUUUGUUUCACGUCAGUCCUCAGUAGAGGAAACAUUAAGCCAAUAUUUGCAGCAAGAAAGGGAUUAUGGAAUUCCACCUGCCACAACGAGUUCGGCAGAAGACGCCGGGAAUGAAAGAAUCAGACAAGCUCAGUUAUCUAGACUGUAUAGAGUUGAGAGACAUGCCUGUGAACCAGUUACCCAGGCAUUGGUCAACAGUAGUCAAACUGAUGCUGUCAGUGGGUCCACAGACUGUCACUCAAAUACCACUGGACACAAACCAGUAGAGGUGCACCCACCACUACUACAGACACAAACAUUCUCAGUUCCACCUGACACUGAGGCCAAAGAAAGAACAAUAUGUGGUUUACAGAUCAGUGGUUUUAGACAGAAGUCAUAUGAGCAGCUAUUCACACUGGUUCCAAAAGUGUCUUUAGUAAGGAUUUCAAGUAAGCAUCUCCAGCCAGCAGUACCUCAGAGAAAUUCAGAAAAGAGCACAGAGGACAUCAUUUUUACCGCAAGACCAGUCCUGUCCUGUGCCUCCAACAAGCAGAACAUCUCUGUCCACCAGCAGCACUGCCACGGAGUUCUCAAGCUUCGCCUGAAAAGGAAAAGGUGCGAGGCCGAGAACGACUCGGCUGAUAUAUUUGAAGCGUUUGCUUCACCGCUGACUCCGUUGGCAAACUUUGAGCCGUUUGGUUUUCCUGAAGAGAGGCGAAAAAAAGACAGGGGGUCGGGUAAACGCAGGAAGAUCCGUGGCAUUGUGGUCUCGCAUAGACUUUAUCUGACUCCUGUAAAAGAGGACCAGCCCGUAAAAUGCCCUGGUCCCAACCAGCCCGUGGUCGUCCUCAACCAUCCGCAUCCGCAGGUUCUGGGGCUGGGGAAAGGUCCACGGUCACCAGCAGGCGUCAGGGGGAUCGCCCCACUGCGCAUCAUCCUGACCAGAGACACUCACAAAAUCGUACCAGAAAUUGUGAGGUCGCCAUCGUUAAAAAUGAAGUUUAAGAAAGUCCACGGUAACCAGUACCAAGUCACUGAGCUGGUCGCUGAAGGGAUUUCAGACAAGCUGGUUCUAUGAGUCUUACCACUUUGACCUGCAUUGCUGUGAGUUCAGACAGAAGACCCAGUGAAAUACAGCCAGCUGUACAUAUCUGUAAAUAUUCCUCUGUACUGUAUGGAAAUAGGAAACUCUUUUGAGGUCUUGAUAAAACAAAUGGCAGACAUUUUUAAAUCAUUUUAUUUCAGCUAAAUAAUUCAUUUUUCUACUGGUGACUGUGAUAACUCUGACGUGUGACCUGUCUCUGGAUGGUAUGUUCACUGUUACCCCUUGGUUUCACAUUUUGAGACCCAGAACUUGAACCAGAUAAUCAAUGUAACAGUCCCAACUCUGCCCAGUCUGAAUAGAUCUGGAGUACAGAACAAAGUCUUAAUGUUACUUGAAUUAAAUGUCCUUUGUUGUACUUUUGUUUCCUGACUCCCAGUUUUGAGUCUGGAUAGUGGCUUCAGCUGUGGAUGUCUCUGAGUCCUGAGGUCACUGUCCUGUCCUCUCCUGUCCUGUCCUGUCCUCCUGUCCUGUCCUGUCCCUCACCUCUGUUUGACUCAUUAGUGGUUAGUAUGACUAUCAGAGGAAGGGACAAAAAAAGUUUAUUUUGCUGCUUGUUAUACUAACUAUGAGUAGAAUGGUGUAAUUUUAAGCGUUAUCGAUCAUGAAAAGAAAUGUACGAGUGUUACAGGAGCAGUUACAGUGUUACAGGAUCAGUUGCUUUUAAAUUUGACAGUACCUAGCUAAGAUCAUGACUUGAAACUUUCUGUGUCACCGUGAAAUUCCACAGUGUAUUCAAUAAAUACAUUUUAUUUAA